AUGCCACCAUCAUUUACGGCAACGAAAGUCAGCUGUGAGAUCCUCCACGACAAGCUCCGCCACGAGAAACCCACAACUCCGACAAUGAGACCCCUUCUCCGGUUGCAGUUUCAGGCACGCAGCCGCUCCUCCGCAAGAUCGAAUCCGCGCUCAGCCCAGACAACACUCCAAUUCGACCACCGCUCCUGCACGAAUUCCUUUUUGCCUCCCGAUGAAGCUCCAUACCAGAUGCAGUUCAGUCGGCCAAGCUCCCAUCACAUCGACGACACCGAAAUCGGAACCCACCCCGUCAACACUCAACUCACGCUGCAGAUCCGCUUGCCGACCACCACCUCGCUAAUCCGGCCGCGACCUUCAGUAUCAACAGGGUUGAAGAACAAUAAAGGAAAAGAAUAUGAAACCGAAUCGAAACCGAUAACAACCACUGAAAUAGAGCUCUAG
Messenger RNA from Vicia faba (fava bean), 441 nucleotides. The record is from the annotation of a GenBank genome assembly. Lineage: Eukaryota; Viridiplantae; Streptophyta; Magnoliopsida; Fabales; Fabaceae.